AUGGAAAAUAAUAUAAAUGAUAAAUUAUUUUUUAAGAUUUUUAGAAAUAUAUUUUUAAAACAAAAUAUUUUUAAAUUUCUAAGAAAUCGAGAUAUAUUUUUAGGAUUUUACAAAUAUGAAGAUAUUAUAUCAUGUGAAUGGUGUGUGCAAUUUGAAUAUUAUGAAUUAUUAAAAGAUAAAAUUCAAAGAGGAGAAUAUUUGGAUUUUUCAAACUCAAGUGAUACAAUUUUUAGAAAUAAAUUAAGAAGACAAUAUGAUAAUGGUCGAAUGAUUGUAGUGAAUAAAUUUUCAAUUUUUAAUAAACAAAUUUCAACUAAAGCUCAAUGGAAUUCUUCAAACUUUUAUUAUCACCUAUUUAAAAACUAUUCAAAAUAUUUCAUAGAUAAUGGUAAUAUAAUUCAAUGUGAAUAUAUUUCAAUUGAAUAUGAUAAUGUCCAAUGUUUGGAGGCAUUAGUUACAUGUCAUAAUCAUUGUUUUUCAUUGGAUUCACUUUAUAGAUCCAUUGAAAUUGGGUCAUAUGAUUGUGCUUUAUUUAUUUUCCAAGUUUUAAAGAGAUCGGGAGCACUUGAAAAGCCAGCAUCGUUAUAUAAAAUUUGGAGUAUGGUUUUAUUUUCAUCAAAUAAUAAUAACACCAAUAUUUUAAAUAAAAAUGGUUUUUUGUUAAAUGAAAGAUUAAAUUUUCUUUUAAAUCAAUGUAAUUUAAAUGUACCAUUAAGUGAAGCAAUUUAUAAACAAAAAUUUCAAUUUCAAUGUAAACCAUAUCAUUUAUUUGAUAUAUUAGUUUAUGAUCAAACUUUAUCAGUAUUAAUUGAAUCUGUAAAAUCAAUUAUUCAUUUAAAAGAAUUUUUAAAACCAUAUACAGAUUCAAUCUCUAAAAAAUCUUUUAAAUAUAAUAAAUUUCAUUCAACUGAUAAAAUUAAAAGUGAUAAUAAAUUAAAAAUAAUUAAAUAUGAAAAAGAUAUAAAUGAACUAUUUAAUGAUAAAAUUAAUUUAUUUAAUUCACUUGAUGAAAUUAAUAUAUUAACAAAAUCAUUUACAAAAGAACAAUUAAAUACAUUGGUACUUGAAUUCAAUUCAUCAAAUGAUAAUAAUAUUAAUUCUUUGGUUAAAAGAUUUUAUCAAUUUAUUUUACCAUUUGUAGAAUUUAAAUCAUCAUAUUUUAAUGAUAGUUUUUUAUUUUAUAAAAUUAAAUAUGAAUCUUAUUAUGGUGAAGAAUUAGAUUUAAGUUCAAAAUUUCAUCCAUGUUUAUUUGGUGUUUAUGAUUUUAAUAAAAUCAAAAAUGAAGGUUUAAAAAUGUUUGGUAAACUUCCAAUUUUUUAUUAUUGUAAAAAUGAAAGAUCAAAACAAAUUCAAUUUAUUAAAGAUUUAAUAAGUGAUGUUAAAAAAUUACAAAAAUCAACAAGUUUAAUAGAAAAUUCAAUUAAUCAAAUUUUAUUAAAUUUAAUAUUUGUAAAUGAUUUAGAAUUGGUUAAACUUUUGCUAAUAGAUUCAAAUAUUGAAUUUAAAUUUACAAAUGAACCACUUUCCAUUGGUAGAAUUUAUAGAUCUAUAAAUUCAACUGAAAUGAUUGAUUUAAUUAUUAAGAAUAAAACAAUCUAUUCAAUAAUUUGUACAAGAGGUAAUAAUGUAAAUUUUUCAUUGGUUAAUACAUUAAUUCAAGAUGGUAAAUCUGAACUAUUGAAACAUUUGAAAUUAUUACAACCAAAUAUCUACUAUGUUAGUAUUAAAGAUUUGGUUCAUAAAGGAAAUUAUUCAGAAAUUUCAAUGGAUGUUAUUAAAUUCAUCUAUGAUAAUAUCGAUGAUUUCGAUUAUGAUUCAAUGAAUAUUUGGCAUUUUACUCCAAGUACUCAUGGUUAUCAAUUCACUAAUUUAAAUGAUUUUAAAUAUAUACUUGAGCGUACUCCUUCAAAUGUAAACUAUCUAUAUAAUAAUUAUAAUCAAUGGGAUUCUGUUGGAAUUUUCUCAUACAUUUUCAAUCACAGACCUUUUGAUAUUGAAAGUGGAAGAUGUAAUAUAAUGAAUCCAAAGUAUAAUAUUCUUUUCAAUUAUCUUAGAUUAAAACAAACCAAUGGAAUUGAUCAUAUUUCAUUACCCCAAUUUUUAGGCUCAUCAAAAGAUUUCAAUGAUUUUUAUUUAAUCACAAGUUUAGAAAUUGGUUUAUAUGGUAAUUUGUGGUUUGCUGAUUUAAUUAUAAAAUCAUUUGAUGAAGGUAAAAUGAGUCGACAUUUACCUUUUUACCUUUUAAAAUUUAUUAGUAUUUAUGGUCAACUAAAUGUUUUUAAACAUUUACAAUCAAAUUACCAAACAAUGAUUUAUAAUUUAUUUAGAGAAAGAAAUGAUUCUCGUGAUGUUACUUCUAAUACCAUUUUUUUCACCUCUGUGCAAAUGGGUCAUAUUGAUUUGGUUUUAGAAUUUUUCAAAAAUCCAUUCUUUAAAACAUUACCAAAAAUUACAAAUUAUCAAUCUUUCCUUUUAAACAGUUCAUCUGUCACUUUAAAUAAUGUUUUUUUAUUAAAUUAUUUUAAACUUUAUAAACCAAAUAGUUAA
Messenger RNA from Dictyostelium discoideum AX4, 2547 nucleotides. RefSeq lists its product as hypothetical. The record is from RefSeq and is a predicted model, not a curated record. Bases 1 to 2547 code for a protein of 848 amino acids. The transcript has a single exon. Lineage: Eukaryota; Evosea; Eumycetozoa; Dictyosteliales; Dictyosteliaceae.